CCUGUGUUCAGCGUGAACCAGCGCGCGGCUCUUCAGUCCCCCCCCCCCUUCAUGGCUGCAGCGGCGCCCACUCAGCCGCUCGUGUGGCUGCUCCUGUGGCUCUGCGUCCGGCCGUUCGGGACCUCGAACACCCGAGUUUCUCUGGGCGAUGACGUCCUGUCGCCGUACGCCGGCGGUCAUGGCCCCGCCCACUCCCACCGCCACGUCAGAGACUGCCAGCCCGCCGUUCACGGCAACGUGACCCACGAGACCCGGCCCGCCUCCACCAGCGGGGGCGGGGCGGCGUCGGUGGCCGAGUCCACGGUGUUCGUGUCGGACGUCCCGGGGAGCUCCAGGCGGGUUUACGGUCACGUGACGGUGGUCCGCGACCCUCUGAGGACGCUGUCGGUGCUGGAGCCCGGCGGUCCGGGCGGUUGCCGCGGGAACCGGAGCUCCACGGUGGAGGAGACGGCCGGCCGCUGCCUGUACGCCCAGAACGCCGGCUUCUUCCUGCCCGACACACACGAGUGUCUGGGCAACGUGGUGAGUGACGGCCGGCCGGUGAGGGACAGCGGGGGGGUCCAGAACGCCCAGUUCGGCAUCCGGAGGGACGGCAGCCUGGUGUUCGGGUACCUGUCCCAGGAUGAGGUCCUGGACCGGUCCAACCCGUUCGUCCAGCUGGUCAGCGGCGUGGUGUGGCUGUUGAGGAGCGGAGAGGUCUACAUCAACCAGAGCCUGCAGGCCGAGUGUGACAAGACGCAGAAGACGGGGCGUUUUCGCACUUUUGUGGACGUGGUGUCGGCGAGGACGGCGGUGGGCCACGACGGUGAGGGUAACGUGGUCCUGUUUCACAUCGACGGGCAGACCGGAGUGAGGGGUAUGAAUCUAUGGGAGGUGGCUGAGUCUCUGAAGAGCUACGGAGUCAUCAACGCCAUCAAUCUGGACGGAGGCGGGUCCUCCACCUACGUGGCCAACGGCUCCUUGGCGAGCUACCCCUCCGACCUCUGUAUACCAGACGGCAGGUGGCGCUGUGCUCGGGCCGUCUCCACCGUCUUGUGCGUCCACCCGCGGCGCUGCGAGCCGGCGGACUGCGGCGGACACGGAGACUGCGCGGACGGACGCUGCCGGUGCCGGCGCGGCUGGCGGGGCGCCGGCUGCGACUCCCCGGACUGUCGGCCCGAGGCCUGCGGGCCUCACGGGGUCUGCACCGCCGAUGGUUGUGACUGUGAUGCUGGAUGGAGAGGAAAGAACUGCAGCCAAGUGUGUCCUCUGGGGUUCUUCGGUGCCUCCUGCUCUGAGGAGUGUCUCUGUGAUGACCAGUGUCCAUGUGACCCGCAGACAGGAAGCUGCAACGCCACCCUGCGAGGAGAGGCCAACUAUACGUUACACGGAGCUGGACGAUGUUUGGCCAAACAGAUGUUUACACUUUGGAGACGAGACGAAGAAGCUCGGAGAGAGCAGCCUCGUCUGACAGAGCCGACCUGGCUGACCAUCACCUUCGCUCUGGCCUCUCUGCUGCUCGCCAGCCUGCUGCUCCACCUCGUCCGGGGGCGGUGCGGCGCGGCGGCUCCGGACAUCGAACACCCGGAGUACUCCUACGUCCCGCUGACCCGCAUCAACGGAGCGGCUUCGCAUGCCGGAGCCCACGCCGGGAAACCCGGUUCGGCGUUGGACGACUCGGACUCUCAGGACGACACCUGGUCCCCGUCGGACUCGGCGAGGUCGUAGCGACGAGUGAGGACGAGUGAGGACGAGUGAGGGAGGACGAGUGAGGACGAGUGAGGGAGGACGAGUGAGGACGAGGGAGGACGAGUGAGGGAGGACGAGUGAGGACGAGUGAGGACGAGUGAGGGAGGACGAGUGAGUGAGGACGAGUGAGG
Messenger RNA from Cyclopterus lumpus (lumpfish), 1859 nucleotides. Its product is annotated as N-acetylglucosamine-1-phosphodiester alpha-N-acetylglucosaminidase-like. The record is from RefSeq and is a predicted model, not a curated record. The transcript is spliced from 11 exons. The coding region runs from base 52 to 1707 and encodes 551 amino acids. Lineage: Eukaryota; Metazoa; Chordata; Actinopteri; Perciformes; Cyclopteridae.